AUGGCGUCUAUGGGAACACCUGCUGUUGUCAUGGACAACGGUACCGGUUUGACGAAGUUGGGUUUUGCUGGUAACGACUCCCCCUCGUUUGUCUUUCCAACUGCUAUUUCCACUGCCACGUCUGCUGCCAAAACUGGUAAAAGUGCUGGUUCUGCUAGCUCUUUGAGCGGCAAGAGAGGUUUGGAAGAUUUGGACUUCUUCAUUGGCGACGAGGCCUUGAGUGCUGCCACUGGACCAAAGUAUAGCUUGUCAUAUCCAAUCAGACAUGGACAGAUCGAGAACUGGGACCACAUGGAGAGAUUCUGGGAGAACUCUAUCUUUAAGUACCUUCGGUGUGAGCCUGAGGACCACUACUUCUUGUUGACUGAGCCUCCUUUGAAUCCUCCAGAGAACAGAGAGAGCACUGCUGAGAUUAUGUUCGAGUCCUUCAACUGUGCUGGUUUGUAUAUCGCUGUCCAGGCUGUGUUGGCUUUGGCUGCUUCUUGGACAUCUUCUAAGGUCCAGGACCGUUCCUUGACUGGUACGGUUAUUGAUUCUGGUGAUGGUGUUACACACGUUAUCCCAGUCGCUGAGGGUUACGUUAUUGGUGGUGCCAUCAAGAACAUUCCUUUGGCUGGUAGAGAUAUCACUCUCUUCAUCCAGUCCUUAUUGAGAGACAGAGGUGAGUCUGACACGUCGUUGCAGACUGCCGAGAAGAUCAAGCAGCAGUUCUGUUACGUCUGUCCUGACAUUGUCAAGGAGUUCAAGAAGUUUGACCAAUAUCCACAGGAGAAGUUCGCUCAAUACAUUGUCGAGACUGCUCAGCGUAAGACCAACGUUGACGUCGGUUACGAGAGAUUCUUGGCUCCUGAGAUCUUCUUUAACCCAGAAAUUUGCUCCUCCGAUUACUUGACUCCAUUGCCUACUGUCGUGGAUCAAGUCGUACAGGCAUCUCCUAUUGAUGUGCGUAAGAAGCUUUACAAGAACAUCGUCUUGAGUGGUGGUUCUACUAUGUUCAAGGAUUUCGGUAGAAGAUUGCAAAGAGACAUCAAGUCUUUGGUUAACGAGAGAAUUGAAAUGAGUGAGAAGUUGAGCGGCGUCAAGAGUACGGGUGUUGAUGUCCAGGUGAUUUCACACAAGAGACAACGUAACGCCGUGUGGUUCGGAGGUUCUUUGUUAGCCCAGACCGCUGAGUUCAAGAGUUACUGUUACACCAAGCAGGACUACGAUGAGUAUGGACCAGGAAUCGUCAGGAACUUCUCCUUGUUCUCCGUGCCAUAA
This is a messenger RNA of Candidozyma haemuli, 1260 nucleotides long. RefSeq names its product actin-related protein 3 (gene ARP3). The transcript has a single exon. The record is from RefSeq and is a predicted model, not a curated record. Gene Ontology annotation, biological process: Arp2/3 complex-mediated actin nucleation. Bases 1 to 1260 code for a protein of 419 amino acids. Gene Ontology annotation, cellular component: Arp2/3 protein complex; actin cortical patch. Gene Ontology annotation, molecular function: actin filament binding. Lineage: Eukaryota; Fungi; Ascomycota; Pichiomycetes; Serinales; Metschnikowiaceae.